Juglans regia (Persian walnut) is the source of this 785-nucleotide messenger RNA. RefSeq names its product eukaryotic translation initiation factor 1A-like. Gene Ontology annotation, biological process: translational initiation. Gene Ontology annotation, cellular component: cytoplasm. The record is from RefSeq and is a predicted model, not a curated record. Bases 157 to 585 code for a protein of 142 amino acids. NCBI's taxonomy places the organism in Eukaryota, Viridiplantae, Streptophyta, Magnoliopsida, Fagales, Juglandaceae. The transcript has 2 exons. Gene Ontology annotation, molecular function: RNA binding; translation initiation factor activity.
AUUCCGACGACCUAUUUGUGGUACAAAAGAGGUAGGGGAGUCCGAGACUCAAGUCUCUCAGCUCUUCUCUCAAGCCCUGCGAUUUCCAAUUCAUAUCAAUUUCAAGCAGCUUCUCUAAAACUAUAUUCGUCGCACAAAGCAACAGAUUCAGCAACCAUGCCAAAGAACAAGGGAAAGGGAGGAAAGAACAGGAAGAGGGGAAAGAAUGAAGCAGAUGAUGAAAAGCGUGAGCUUGUGUUCAAGGAAGACGGGCAGGAGUAUGCCCAAGUGCUUCGCAUGCUGGGCAAUGGACGAUGUGAGGCUAUGUGCAUUGAUGGCACCAAACGGCUCUGCCAUAUCCGAGGGAAGAUGCAUAAGAAGGUCUGGAUUGCAGCUGGUGAUAUCAUCCUUGUUGGUCUUCGUGACUACCAGGAUGACAAGGCUGAUGUGAUCCUCAAGUACAUGCCUGACGAGGCUAGGCUUCUGAAGGCAUAUGGUGAGCUUCCUGAGAACACUCGUCUCAAUGAAGGCAUCAUUGAUGACGAGGAGGAUGGUGGUGGUGAUGAUUAUAUUGAGUUUGAGGAUGAAGAUAUCGAUAAGAUAUAGGGUUUGGGAAUCACUUCUGUAUGGAUGUUAUGAUUAUCCUUAGUUUUUGAGAGCUAUUAUUAAUUUAUUAGUGACAGUAUUACAUAAUUUUGAAUUGCACUUUGCAAGUUUGGAUUUUCAGGUGAUGAAUCGAUUGUAUUCCAUAUAAAACCUGUUGUUACUAAUGAAUGGCUGUAAUGUGUUGCCUCUUUUGCUAUCGA